UACAGCACAUGGGCUCCAACACUUCCGGGCGGUAGCUCACCUUUCAGUUAGGCAUGGGAAAGCAACUGCUGUUCUUUGGGUUCCAAGCCGCGUGAAAGACUUCUUUUGAAGACAAGAAGUUAGAUGGGUUUAUUUUCAAGGCCACAGGUGGUUUUAGUGGGACCACUUCUAGGAAUGAUCACUUGGCUUCCGGAAUUCGUUUCUCCUAACAAGUGAUUGAAGCCUUCGGUCGGGUUUAUCUGACUGAAUGAUUCGGUCUCUGCACAGUAGAAUUGAAACCAGAUUCUGUCCUGCAAAGACACGGAGGUGGGACUGCGCAAUGACCCCGUGUGCAUGGAGAGAGGGCUAGAAAUGUAUUUUGGUUUUGAUGGGUUGAUUAGUGACCGUCCCUGACGCAUUACAUGUGAUAUAAACACCGAGGGGAGAUCAGGAGAGCACACACCGUGCAUUGCACACAGACAGAGAGGAUCAAGUUGAUAAAGUUUGCACAGGAACAGUUUGUUUCCAGCUUGUAGGACCGGCUGUGAGCGAGCAGCCUGGGGGCUCGGUGCUGGGACUUCGGGAGCUCACACAUCUCUCAUGGAUCUGACUGGGAAAGUGGCGCUGGUGACUGGAGCAGCUCAGGGCAUCGGCAGAUCGUUCACCGAGGCGCUGCUCAGACACGGAGCGAAGGUGGCUCUGCUGGAUUUGAACCGGAGCGCUGGUGAAGCCUGCAAGAAGGCAUUGGAUAGGGAUUUUGAUGCUGCUCGCAGUUUAUUUAUCGCAUGCAACGUGGGAGCAGAGGAAGAAUUAAAAUGUGCAUUUAAGAAGACGAUAGAUCUCUUUGGAAGUUUGGAUAUAGUGUGCAACAAUGCCGGAAUAAACAAUGAGAACAACUGGGAACAAACAAUUAAUAUUAAUUUGACCUCCGUGAUAAGAGGGACAUACAUAGCUCUGGAAUACAUGAGCAAGGAGAAUGGGGGUAAAGGAGGAGUUAUUGUGAACACGGCAUCUUUAGCAGGUAUAUUCCCAGCUGCCCACGGACCAGUGUACACGGCCACAAAGCAUGGUGUAGUUGGAUUCACCAGGGCUAUAGCAGCAACCUCAAAGCUUUUGGACUAUGGAGUUCGGAUCAACACAAUUUGUCCAGCCUUUGUGGAUACUCCACUGCUGAACUCUGUGAAUCAUGAGGAAGUGAUGGGGAGAUACUACAUAUUCAAGGAUGCUGUCAAAAAGUUGGUUCAACAGUAUGGGAUAUUGGAGCCAUCAUUAAUUGUUCAGGGGUUAAUGAAAAUCCUUCAGGAGGAGGAGCUGAAUGGCGCAGUCAUGAAGAUAACCAAGUCAAAAGGAAUCCACUUUGAGAUCUAUGAGACAAUGCUGAUGCAGCCAGAAGUGAAAUAGACCUCUCCUUCCAUCUUGUUAACAGAUUGUCUCUCAAAUUCACCUGCCCCUGAAGGACAAGAGCGGAAACUGAACCCUACUAGCUGAAAACGCAUUUUGCACAAACCCUGAGCACCUUUAGAUAAAAGCAGACACCAUCUUGGAUGGUCUUUUUGCUGUGGCCUGCAUUAAAUGUUUUAAUCUUUCUAAA
Molecule: messenger RNA, 1570 nt
Organism: Stegostoma tigrinum
Lineage: Eukaryota; Metazoa; Chordata; Chondrichthyes; Orectolobiformes; Stegostomatidae
Product: 15-hydroxyprostaglandin dehydrogenase [NAD(+)]-like
Exons: 7
Coding region: 580-1380 (266 amino acids)
Cellular component (GO): cytoplasm
Molecular function (GO): oxidoreductase activity, acting on the CH-OH group of donors, NAD or NADP as acceptor
Source: RefSeq, a predicted model, not a curated record